Messenger RNA from Mesorhabditis belari, 426 nucleotides. Lineage: Eukaryota; Metazoa; Nematoda; Chromadorea; Rhabditida; Rhabditidae. The record is from the annotation of a GenBank genome assembly.
AUGGUUGACGAAAAAUUUCGAGUGCGGCGCUUCCGAGACGGUGAUGAAAGUUUGGAAGACGAAAAACGCGGGAAUCCGCCUCAAAUUGUCGACAACGAUGAGUUGAAGAACGCUAUCGAAUCGGAUCCAUGCCAAACAACUCGGGAGCUUGCAGAGCCGUUUGACUGCGAUCAUAUAACCAUUCUCCGCCCUUUGCACGCAAUUGCGACGCAAACAAGGCGGCUCGAGUUACAAUGGCUGGAAUUCUCGUCCGCCCCGCAAAGACCGCCGGUUUUCUCGACUCCGAUGAAAACGUCAGAUGAAAAGUGGAUAUGUUACGACAACACAACGAGAAAACGGCAGUGGUUGGACGCCGGUGAACCGCUAAAACCGACUCCAAAACCGAAUAUCCACGAAAACAAACGUGAUGCUUUGUAUUUGGUGGAA